AUGGAGUCACCUACAACUGCCGCUGGUGAUGAACUGGAGAGCUACUUGUCCUUGGGUUUGACAGUAUCCCACUCACAGAAAGAUGAUGCUGAAUUUCCAAAGGUUCUGCUGCUUCUCUCAGCGUAUCUUGACAAGAAGGUUCAGCAGAAUGAAGAGUUACUAGAUUCCAGUAAAAUAAAGGAGUCAACCACUAUCUUUCAUGGUCAGAGGGUGCCUGAACUUAGUAUAAAGCUCUAUGCAGAACGCAUUUUCAAGUAUGCAAAGUGCAGCCCAUCUUGCUUUGUGUUGGGACUUAUCUACAUGGAGAGAUAUCUACGGCAACCAAACAUUUACAUGACGUCAUUUAGUGUCCAUCGCUUGCUUAUUGCAAGUGUUGUUGUUGCUAGCAAAUUCAUAGAUGAUGCGUUUUUCAACAAUGCAUACUACGGGAGAGUUGGAGGAAUUACCACAAGAGAGAUGAAUAUGCUUGAGCUGGAUUUGUUGUUCAGUCUGGACUUCAGGCUCAAAGUGGAUAUAGAGACUUUCGGAAGCUACUGCUUGCAGUUGGAGAAGGAAGCACUGGUUCUUGUUUUGGAGAGACCAAUUCAGGUCCAAGCAGCCAACGUGACUAAACACUUGAUUUGUAACAGCAGUGCCGAUGAGACUUGCAAACACGAGCUCGUGCGGGAAAAGAUAGUUUUGAAAAAGUGCGUGGUCCAAGUACUACUGAUAAUUCUUUUAUUUGACAUUUUGAAAACAUAA
Miscanthus lutarioriparius is the source of this 741-nucleotide messenger RNA. The record is from the annotation of a GenBank genome assembly. NCBI's taxonomy places the organism in Eukaryota, Viridiplantae, Streptophyta, Magnoliopsida, Poales, Poaceae.